CCUACAUAGGAACUGUCCUCACGCUCCCGCUGGAAACAACUUUAAGACUAAUCUCCGGGUUCGCCCAUAGAUCAAGUAAAGCUUAUCCAAGGCAUUUUCGUUUAACUCUACGAGAAUCUAAUCCUGAAAAGUCGCAUUCUUGUCCUCUCUAUGCUUCUCACUUUAUAAUUCUCUUUGUUCCAAGUCCCAACAAAAAAAAAAAACACAACUCGUUGCUUCAUUAACUCAUUUCACCUGUUACCUACUUGCAUUAUUACUAAGAUUUCCUUAUUAAAAAAACAAAACAACGAUGUUUCUCUCUCUAUUCAAUGCUUCAACUCUUUCGUCAAACUCACUCCACUACCAAAAAAACAACUGAACUACAACACCAAAAAACCAUGUCGGAGAAUUCUGAAAUAUCUGCAAGCACGUCAUCAAGAAGUCUCGGCGAGAUACCGGAAAUCUCCGCUAUACAUCUCAAAAUCGAUCUCGUAUCAGCAGCCAAACGUAAUAUCACGUUCUUGAAAAGCGUUGCGGAAUCUCAAUGGCUUCAUCAUACAAACAUUACAGUUGAAGCAAUACGAAGGUACCGUGAUUUAUGGAUGCCGUUGAUCUCUGAUCUGACCGUGGUUGACUCUUCUCUUCCUAUGAUUCUUCCUCCGUUUGAUGUUGAGUGGGUUUGGUUCUGUCACAGUUUGAAUCCUGUGAGUUAUAGAGGAUAUUGUGAGAGGAGAUUCUCGAAACUCAUUGGUAGAGCGGUUAUACAUGACGAAGAGAAUAGAGAAUAUGCGUUGUUUCGAUGCAGAGAGAUUUGGAAGAGUAAGUACCCCUUUGAGUCUUUUGAGAAUGAAGCGAGUUCUGAUUCGCAGGAUUCUGAUACAGUGGUUGUUGAGGAUGAUGUUCUUAAGGAAGUUGAGAAGCAAAGGUUGUUGUGUUGUAAGUUUAUGGAACCGUAUAGGACUGAGUUGGUGUACUUGAUAGCAGCGAGACAGAGAUAUAAAGCUUUCUUGUUUAUGAUGCAAAGGUUUGGUUCUGAAUGUGGUUCACGUUUGGUACCUGCUUCGGAUAUUUUGUUGAUGUGGUUGACUCAUCAGAGCUAUCCAACAGUAUAUAUGGAAGAUUUGAAGGCAUUGGCUUUGGAGAGUUGUAUGCAGAAGGUUGCAACUUUGUCUGAAACUGUGAAGGAGAAAGAGUUUGAAGAAACUAAGAAAUUGUGGGAUAGAGCAUUCAAUCAACCUUAUGAGAAAGCCGGUGGAGAUGUGCCUUUGACAUUGGAAGGUGCUAUCGCAGUCAAGUCCCCUGUCUCGUGGGAAGAAUCAGACAUAGAUGUCAAUACAAAGUAUAGGUCUUUGCUUCCGCGGUUUUUACUCGAGGCGUGUGUAUUUGUGAGGCCUAAGCCGAGAAUAAAGGCAUUCCAGAAGGAUACAAACCGUGAGUUCCUACGCUUCCGAAUGAUUAAGUGUCAUAGUGAGUUAAAGUUAGAUGAAGCCAUCUCCAAUUUCCCCUUUGAUUCGUGGAAAAAAGCCUGGCAUCUUUACUGUGAGUUUGGAACUAAGGGGGUUAUGCUCGAAUAUCGUCGUCAGGGUGGUGGCAACUGUCUGAAAAGAAGUAGCAGGCAAGAUACUGUUUCAUUCCGCUGGAAUGAUUUAUUGAGAGCGGAUUCUCUAACAUUGGAAAAAGAAGUUAGUGGACAGGUGAAUGUCGUUGUGUCAAUAACGCCACCGGUUCAAGCACCUUACUUGUUGAAAUGUGUACCUGAUCGAGUCACGGAUGAUUCUGGGGUAAUGAUAUCUGAUGUUUUUCUAAAGAUGAAUAAUUAUCGCCCACAAGAAGGACGUUGGUUGUCUCGCACAGUUCUUGAUCAUGCAGGAAGGGUGUGUUUUGUUAUUAGAAUUCGGAUAGCAGGAGGGUUUUGGAGAAGAGGAGGUGAAACUCCUUCAGCUGUAAAAUGGGAAGAUAAGAUAAUUGAAAUACGCGAAGGAUCUUGGUCUUAUGUUGCUGGUUCCAUUGGUAGAGCUCCUGAGAAGGUUGUGGCCACCGCAACACCAAAGGAACAUACAGAACAAUGUAAAACAGCAUGGCGCUUUUCAACAGAAGAUGAACUGAUUAUACAGUGGGAUUCAUCGCUAUCAUUAUCAAGUCUCACCUUUAGUUUGACAAAUCCAACAUCUCCAGAGUCAUCGGUGAAGUUAUUGAAAGGGAGGCAAAUGCAAUAUAAAGUGAAGAAAACAAAGUCUAAGAUCAAAAGCGAAGACGAGGACGAGGGUUUUCUAACGGUAGUACGUUUCACAGAAGAUAACCAAGAUGGAAAAGCAACAGCUCUACUUAAUUGGAGGCUGUUGGUUGUCGAAGUAUUGCCUGAAGAAGACGCUGUAUUGAUGCUUCUCCUUUGCAUUUCAAUACUGAAAAGUGUAUCCGAAAUGAAAAAACACGACGUGGGAGAUUUGUUGGUGAGGAGAAGAUUAAAGCAAGCGAAAAACGGUACUAAGGAUUGGGGUUCUGUGAUACUUGAUCCAUCAUCAUUUGGUGAUUCACCUUAUAUUCAACCUUGGCAUUGGAAUGCCGGGCUGGUGAUGGCAUUGGAUGAAGGAGAUCAACUUAAAAGGCAGCCAGUAUUAAGUCAUUCUGCAGUGGAAGGCAGUGAAAAGUUAUACAAGAAUGGGAUUAUCAGUUAAGCCUUUUUUUUCUUUUCUUUUUUUCAAUUUUAGCUUGGUUGAUUGUUGUUAUUGAUUAUUUUUUGCUUUCUUUGAGCUGUUCAUAUUUAUAGGGAAUUCAAAUUUCUUAGUCUUGAAGUUUGUUUGGAAUACACCAUAAGUUAUAAAUUCUGAGUCCUGAAGUUUGAAUAAAUGUGAGUAUUUUUGUA
Messenger RNA from Vicia villosa (hairy vetch), 2842 nucleotides. RefSeq lists its product as uncharacterized. Bases 309 to 2654 code for a protein of 781 amino acids. The transcript has 6 exons. NCBI's taxonomy places the organism in Eukaryota, Viridiplantae, Streptophyta, Magnoliopsida, Fabales, Fabaceae. The record is from RefSeq and is a predicted model, not a curated record.